Fulvia fulva is the source of this 300-nucleotide messenger RNA. RefSeq lists its product as uncharacterized. The record is from RefSeq and is a predicted model, not a curated record. Lineage: Eukaryota; Fungi; Ascomycota; Dothideomycetes; Mycosphaerellales; Mycosphaerellaceae. The transcript has 3 exons. Bases 1 to 300 code for a protein of 99 amino acids.
AUGGCACCAUCAGACAAGAAGAGUUUGAAAGAGAUCGCACAAGAUAGCAACCCAAGUCAGCUUGGAGAUCCUGUAUCGUUGAAGGCUGAGACAUCCAACACGGAGCCAACCGAUCAGGACCGAGGAGCGAAAGGAGGGGAGAAGUCGUUGAAGCAGAUUGCUGAAGACAAGAUGAAGACGAACCCUACACAACUUGGCGAUCCGGUGAGCCUUAAGGCGGAGACAUCGGACACUGAGCCAACAAAUGAUGAUCGCGGUGCGCGGGGCCCAACGAAGAGCAGUGGAAAGCCAAAGAUGUGA